This is a messenger RNA of Coniosporium apollinis CBS 100218, 732 nucleotides long. RefSeq lists its product as uncharacterized. Lineage: Eukaryota; Fungi; Ascomycota; Dothideomycetes. The transcript is spliced from 4 exons. Bases 1 to 732 code for a protein of 243 amino acids. The record is from RefSeq and is a predicted model, not a curated record. Gene Ontology annotation, cellular component: fungal-type vacuole; plasma membrane.
AUGUUCUGGGGCUGCGUUACCGAAAUGAUCGGCUAUGGUGGACGCAUCAUGAUGUGGCAGGAUCCAUUCUCGUUCCCAGGCUUCCUUAUCCAGAUCAUAUGCAUCACUCUAGGUCCGGCCUUCUUCUCCGCAGCCAUUUACUUCACGCUCUCACAAAUGCGAGUGCACUUCCGUCGUGACGUCAUCUAUCUGGGCACCAAGCACUCUCGCUUCUCGCCUAAGCUGUACUACUGGCUCUUCAUACCCUGCGAUAUCGUUUCUCUCGCGCUCCAAUCCGCCGGCGGCGCAUUGUCCUCCAUCUCCUCUGGGGACAGCACUUCGGGCGUAAACGUAGGACUCGCUGGCCUUUCCUUCCAAGUUUUCUCCCUUACUGUGUUCAUCCUUCUCGCCCUCGACUACGCUAUUCGCUAUACCCGAGGUCAAAGGACCCAGCCAGGCGCGACGAAGCUGCCGGCGUCGUUCAAAAUCUUCAUUGUUUUCUUGUCGUUAGCUAUCCUGCUCAUCCUGAUCCGGUGCUGCUUCCGCAUUGAUGAGCUUAGCGAAGGCUAUUUCGGUCCUUUGAUACACAAUCAAGGGCUGUUCAUUGCCCUUGAGGGAGUGAUGAUCAUCGCUGCUACUUUCGCGCUGAACGUUGCGCAUCCUGGGCCAGUCUUUAGACGGUCGGAAGCCACGACCCUCGAUGUAUCCAAGCACAUAGCCGAUGCGGAACGUCUUCCUGUUUCCAAUCCUUAG